Messenger RNA from Penicillium canariense, 2199 nucleotides. Its product is annotated as kinetochore-associated Ndc80 complex subunit NDC80. Gene Ontology annotation, cellular component: Ndc80 complex. The transcript has 2 exons. The coding region runs from base 1 to 2199 and encodes 732 amino acids. Gene Ontology annotation, biological process: attachment of mitotic spindle microtubules to kinetochore. NCBI's taxonomy places the organism in Eukaryota, Fungi, Ascomycota, Eurotiomycetes, Eurotiales, Aspergillaceae. The record is from RefSeq and is a predicted model, not a curated record.
AUGUCGCAAGAUACUGGUUUGUUCAGUAUCAGGCGCCCGCGAGAGACUCUUGGGAGUGUCCAGAACUAUUCUUCAAUUCCCCAGCCGGCCUCGGCCAUGAAGCGCACGAGCUCCAUUGGCUUCAAUAACCCCCCGUUCACCUCGCAACACGCCCGACCGAACUCCCUGCUCAACUCAGCGAGCCGCCCUCAGCAACCAAACUUUGCGCGUUUGUCGAUGGCUGGCCCCGAGGCUGGACUUUCGUCUGUACGCCGAUCUGUGUCGAGUAACAUGUUCCACGGUGCCAGCGCUGGCAGGCAAAGCUUUGCGCCCGGUUCCCUUUCGUCCAAUUCUGCAUCGCAGCAGAACCUGCAACGCCGCAGCAGUGUCUUUUCGCGACCGUCCGUGGGUGGACCUAUGGGCCACCAGUCAUUCUUCAAUUCGGUCCCUGCUGUUGCUGGUGUUCCCAGGGACCCCCGACCACUUCGCGACCGAUCUUUCCAAGCGCGUAUCGGACAGGAGCUAUUGGAAUACCUGACUCACAACAAUUUCGAAUUGGAGAUGAAGCAUUCCUUGGGACAGAACACUCUCCGCUCGCCAACCCAGAAGGAUUUCAACUAUAUCUUCCAGUUUCUCUACCAUCGCAUUGAUCCGGGCUACAAAUUUCAGAAAGCGAUGGACGCUGAAGUACCACCCAUUCUGAAGCAGCUGCGAUAUCCGUUUGAGAAGGGCAUUACCAAGUCUCAAAUUUCGGCCGUUGGUGGUCAGAACUGGUCCACAUUCCUAGGCAUGCUACACUGGCUGAUGCAACUGGCGCAAUUGAUGCAACGAUUUGAUAGCGGAGAGUAUGAUGAGGCGUGUGCUGAGGCUGGGGUUGAUGUUACCGGUGAUCGAAUUAUCUUCCGCUUCCUUACUGGAGCGUAUCACGACUGGCUUCAAGGUGGUGAAGAAGAGGAUGACGAGACGGCAGAGCAAAGAUUGGUACCCCACAUUGAGGCCAUGUCUCAAGAGUUUGCCCGCGGUAAUGAGCGAUAUGUACAGCAAAUGGAAGCGUUGGAGGCAGAAAAUCAGACGCUCCGUGAGCAGAUGGAGGAAAUGGAGAAGAAUGCGCCGGACAUGGCCAAACUGGACAAGCAUUUCCGCAUCUUGGAGGACGACAAGAGGAAGUUCGAAGACUACAACCAGAACGUCAAAGGGAAAAUCGAGAAAUACGAGACUCGAAUCAAAUUCCUUGACGCAGAAAUCCAGAAGAUCGAUGCCGAGCUUCAAACAACGGAAAGUGAGCGUACCGAGCUCCAGGCCAGCGUCGACCGGCAAGGCAUCACUAUUCAAGAUAUUGAUCGCAUGAACACGGAACGAGAGCGGCUGCAGAAGAACCUUGACGAUACCGUGAUUCGUGUGGAGGAGACGCACGCCCGCAUCAUGGACAAGGCGGCCGAGGCGAGCCAUAAAUUGGAGGAUCUGGAGCAAAUUGUCAAGGCGUAUAAUACGCUUGGCUACCAGACAAGCCUGAUUCCGUCUUCUGCCGAGAACGCCAAGGGUCAGGAUUUCGAGCUCAGUCUCAAUGUCAAUGAAAACAAUUUCUCCACCAGCCAGAUCGGAGGUGCACCGAACCGGAUGUCGUCAGAGGGCGAUCGUCUCUUGGCCGAGCCCUACACGGGCUACCACCCGGCGCAUUUGCUCAAUCUGGACCUCCGGGGUUCCGUCCGCAAUAAUCUACAGUCGUUGCGCAAGGAGAUCAACGAGCGGCGGAAACAAGCUAUUGACGACGACCUUGACCGUCGCAAUCUACUCGACAACAUUAAGGAGGCUAUGGACGAAAAGCGCAGUGAGGUCGAGGCCCUGGAGCACCGGCGCCGGGCGGCCGAGGAGGAGUUCGAACGCACCAAGGAAAUUACCACCACUCAGAAGACGGCGUCAGACGCCCAGAUUGAGAAGAUGGAAAAGGAACUGGCCAAGAUGCGAGCAACGCUUAGCGACAGCGUCCAAUUGAUGGAGCAGCGCGAAAUGAACACCAACAUCGAGUAUGAGCAGUUGACACUUCGGGCCAAUGCCCUCAGGGAGGAGCUGCACACCAACGUGGAAACGAUGCUCAACGAUGUCAUCCGCUUCAAGGUCCAUGUCCAGAAGGGCCUGGAGGACUACGAGAGCUUCGUGGUCGACGAAGUGGAGCAGGAGCUGGGCGGCGACUUACCGGCUAGCGAGGAAGAGGAGCUAUGA